CCAUGAAGGAGGAGGCCUUUCUCCGCCGCCGCUUUUCACUGUGUCCGCCUUCCUCCACCCCCCAGAAAGUCGACCCCCGGAAACUCAGCCGGAACCUGCUCUUCGGUGGAGAGAAUGAGCUCUACCCCCUCAGCCCAGGGAAGGACGUGGAGCCCAAUGGCCCAUCGCUGCCGAGGGAUGAAGGGCCCCCGACCCCAGGCUCUGCCACAAAGGGGCCACCGGCAGAAUACAGGCUGUACAAUGGGUCCGACAAGGAAUGUGUGUCCCCAACAGCCAAGGUCACCAAGAAGGAAGCUCUCAAGGCACAGAAAGAGAACUACCGGCAGGAGAAGAAGCGAGCCACGAAGCAGCUGUUCAGCGCCCUGACGGACCCCAGCGUGGUCAUCAUGGCUGACAGCCUCAAGGGCCCCAAGGGUGAGAGUGUGGGCUCCAUCACACAGCCCCUCCCCAGCAGCUACCUGAUCUUCAGGGCCGCCUCUGAGUCGGACGGCCGCUGCUGGCUGGACGCCCUGGAGCUGGCCCUGCGAUGCUCCAGCCUCCUGCGACUCAGCACGUGCAAGCAGGGCCGUGACGGGGAGCCCGGAUCCUCGCCAGAUGCAUCACCCCCCUCACUCUAUGGGCUGCCCCCCUCGGCCGCCAUCCAUGACCAGGAUCUGUGCCCGCUGAACGGGUCCUCCCUGGAGAACGACGCUUUCUCAGACAAGUCAGAGAGGGAGAACGCCGAGGAGUCGGAUAACGAGAUUCAGGACCGCAGCGGGAGGACCAACGAGAGCGGGAGCGCCCGGUCAGAGGCCCUGGAGGGCCCCGCGCCAAGGGGGACCACGUACGUGGAGCAGGUCCACGAGGAGUUUGGGGAGCUGGGCCAGGCGUCCCAGGUAGAGACUGUGUCGGAAGAGAACAAGAGUCUCAUGUGGGUCCUGCUGAGGCAGCUGCGGCCGGGCAUGGACCUGUCCCGCGUGGUGCUGCCCACGUUCGUCCUAGAGCCCCGCUCCUUCCUCGACAAACUCUCUGACUACUACUACCACGCCGACCUGCUGUCCAGGGCUGCUCUGCAGGGGGACGCCUACAGCCGCAUCAAGCUGGUGCUACGGUGGUACCUGUCUGGUUUCUACAAGAAGCCCAAGGGGAUCAAGAAGCCCUACAACCCCAUCCUGGGGGAGACCUUCCGCUGCUGCUGGUUCCAUCCCCAGACCAACAGCCACACCUUCUACAUAGCAGAGCAGGUGUCCCACCACCCUCCCGUGUCCGCCUUCCACGUCAGCAACCGGAAGGACGGCUUCUGCAUUAGCGGCAGCAUCGCGGCUAAGUCCCGGUUUUACGGGAACUCGCUGUCGGCCCUGCUGGACGGCAAGGCCACACUCACCUUCCUGAACCUGGCAGAGGACUACACCCUCACCAUGCCCUACGCCCACUGCAAAGGGAUCCUGUAUGGCACCAUGACCAUGGAGCUGGGCGGGAGAGUGACCAUCGAGUGUGAGAAGACCAACUUUCAAGCUGAGCUGGAAUUCAAGCUCAAGCCUUUCUUUGGGGGCAGCACCAGCAUCAACCAGAUCUCGGGGAAGAUCACGUCAGGGGAGGAGGUCGUGGCACGUCUCAGCGGGCACUGGGACCGAGAAGUGUUCCUCAAGGAGGAGGGCCGAGGAACCAUGGAGCUCUUCUGGAACCCGAGCGGGGAGGUCCGGGGGCAGAGGCUGAAGAGGCACACGGUGCUGUUGGAAGAUCAGACAGAGCUGGAGUCGGAGCGGCUCUGGCAGCAUGUCACCAGGGCCAUCGGCGAGGGCGACCAGCACAAGGCCACACAGGAGAAGUCUUCACUGGAGGAGAUGCAGCGGCAGUGGACCCGCGAGCGCCAGCAGAACCUCAUGCCCUGGAAACCACAGCUGUUCCGGCUGGACCCCGCCACCCAGGAGUGGCGCUACCGGCAUGAGGACCGUAGCCCCUGGGACCCCCUGAAGGACAUCGCCCAGUUUGAGCAAGAUGGGGUCUUGCACACAGUGCGGCGGGAGACCAUGGCCCACCAGACCACCUUCCUGGGCAGCCCGGGACCCAGGCACCAGGGGCCUGGCCCGGACCGGCGGCUCCGCAAGGCCAGCGACCAGCCCUCCGGCCACAGCCAGGUCACCGAGAGCAGCUCCACACCCGAGUCCUGCCCAGAGCUCUCAGACGAGGAGGAGGAGGAGGAGGAGGAGGAGGGGGAGGAAGACGAGGGGGAGGGGGACGGCAGCAACUUCAUUCCCGGCAGCAGGAGCCCGUGCCCACGGUGUGGGAAGGAGGCGCAGCGGCUGCAGGCACUGCACGAGGCCAUCCUGUCGAUCCGGGAGGCCCAGCAGGAGCUGCACAGGCACCUCUCAGCCAUGCUGAGCUCCACGGCAAGGGCCAGGCAGGUGCCGGCACCAGGCCUCCUGCAGAACCCCCGAUCCUGGUUCCUGCUCUGUGUGUUCCUGGCGUGUCAGCUGCUCAUUAACUUCAUCCUCAAAUGA
Molecule: messenger RNA, 2480 nt
Organism: Odobenus rosmarus divergens (Pacific walrus)
Lineage: Eukaryota; Metazoa; Chordata; Mammalia; Carnivora; Odobenidae
Gene: OSBPL5
Product: oxysterol binding protein-like 5
Exons: 20
Coding region: 3-2480 (825 amino acids)
Biological process (GO): phospholipid transport
Cellular component (GO): intracellular membrane-bounded organelle; cytosol; membrane
Molecular function (GO): sterol binding
Source: RefSeq, a predicted model, not a curated record